AUGUCUGAUACUAAAGAGGAAAAGCUGGCCACUAUCGACUAUGGCCUUGGCGAUCUGCACGAUGAUUCGGCACUGUUGUGUCGGAUCGAUUGGCGCAUACUGCCGAUUAUGUUCUUAACGUACUUUUUGCAGUUCCUGGAUAAGGUGGCCUUGAAUUACGCUAAUGUCAUGGGCAUGCAAGACGAUCUUGGAAUGAAGGGCAAUGACUUCUCCUGGCUGGCUACGGGAUUCUUCAUUGCUUAUGCUGUGGCCGAGAUCCCUCAGGGGUUCUUACUCCAACGAUACCCCAUCACCAAAGUCCUCGGAUUCAACAUCCUCUGCUGGGGGGUGCUCCUCUGCUGCUCUGCCGCAGCCCAGAAUUUUGCCGGCAUGAUGUCUCUACGAGUGCUUCUUGGCACACUAGAAGCUGUGAUCGCCCCCGCCCUAACCAUGUACACAAGCAUGUGGUACACCCGGGCCGAGUCCACCCCUCGCUAUGGCCUCUGGUACUGCGGACUCGGCACCGGGCAGAUCAUCGGCGGAUUAAUAUCCUUCGCGGCGCAGCAUGCACCGGCAUCGAUGUCAUUCCACGGCUGGCGGAUCAUGUUUGUAGUGAUCGGAGCAGUAAACGUCCUCGUAGCGCUUCUCGUCCUGUUCGUUCUACCCGACACACUAUCAGAAGCGCGGUUCCUGAGCACAUCCGAGAAGGUUCGCGUGGAGGAGCGCCUCCGGCAAGACCAAGCUGGUGUGGGCGAGAAAAUCUUUCGCGCGAUAUCGCUGCUCGAGGCAUUUGCAGAUCUCCAGACUGCGCUUUUGGUGCUUCUGACUAUUCUCAUCACUAUACCCAGUGGAGUUAUCACGACUUUCUCAUCCAUCCUGAUCAAGGACUUUGGAUAUGACUCCAAGGAGAGUGCGCUGCUUAAUAUGCCCUCUGGGGUGGUUAGCAUCGUUGCUACUAUGGCGUCUACGAUGGCCAUUGCGCGGGGAUAUUCGCGCUGGCUGGCGAUUAAUGUUCUCCUGAUUCCUACUCUGCUCGGGGCGUGUCUGAUGUCUUUUCUGCCAUCUUCGAAUCAAGGGGGUUGUUUGGCUGGGAUAUACCUCGUAAACACGACUGUCGCACCGCUAGCAUUGAUUUUUGCGUGGACUGGUGCGAACUACAAGGGGUAUACCAUGAAGGUAGCAGGAAGUACCCUCGUCUCGGCCGGUUUCAGCAUCGCCAACAUCAUCGGGCCGCAGACGUUUCAAUCCCGCGACGCUCCAGGGUACAUUCCCGCCAAGAUCACGAUCGUCGCCGUCAACGCCGGCGCAAUCAUCAUCUCCACCAUGCUGCGGGUGGUCUACGGCCGUCGGAACGCGCGGGCUAACCGAUUAGGUCGGGCAGCGGGGAGUCGCAUGGAGGGACGGCUGCGGACUAUUCACACUAAGACUACCAUCGCCAAAAUGCUAACUCUCAUAACCGGCGCCAACGGCUUCAUAGCAACGCAUUGCAUCGCCACACUCCUCCGCGCAGGCCACUCCAUCCGAGGCACCGUGCGCAGCGCCGAAAAAGCCACGGCGACGCUUUCCGCCCUCAACGCCGCAGGAAUCCCCCACCUUGAGACAUCCCUGGACCUCGUGGUCGUUCCCGACCCCACAGACCUAACGCAGUUUCUCCCCGCAGCGGCAGGCUGUGACGCUAUUCUGCACCUCGCGUCGGCAUUUACCUAUGAUGCGGAGCCGGGUCAGUUCGAGGAGCGAUUGCUUCGUCCGGCAAUACAGGGGACGAGUGUUGCGUGUGAGGCUGCGCAUCAGUGUGAGAGUGUGAAGAAGUUGGUGAUAAUGUCGUCGUUUGCGGCGGUUUAUGAUGCGGCGUUGGGAUUGCAGCCUGGGAAGGCUUAUACGGAGAAGGAUUGGAGUCCGUUGGGUUUUGAGGAGGGGAAGAAUACUGAUAAUGUGGCUGUGGCAUACCGCGCGUCCAAGGUCCUAGCGGAACGGACGGCGUGGACAUACAUCAAGGAGAAUGAUGUGGACUUUCGACUUGUCACACUUUGUCCUGGGAUGGUGUUCGGGAAGAUGAUUCAUCUCAUUUCAUCGCUUGAGUAUUUGAACGCCAGUAAUAAGAUUGUGUGGGAGGUAGCGAAGGGCGGGAGUGAAAUCCCGCCGACAAAGGCACCUGUCUGGGUGGAUGUGCAAGAUCUAGCAGAGACAUGCCUGCGCGCGUUGACGGUCCAUUUACCCUCCCAUCAGCGGUUUCUCGUCACGGAGGGUCCGUACGAUACGCAGGAGAUCGCGGAUGUGGUGAGAGAGGAUAUUCCUGCUGCUUCGAAACGGAUUGCGGUUGGGAGUCCGGGGGCGAGAAUCAGAGAUACGCAUUAUACGUGCGAUUCGGGCGAGGUGAAGAGGAUGUUGGGGGUGCGGUUUCGGGGGUUGAGGGAGUCGAUUGUUCCUUUGGUGGAGCAGUUGUAUGCUAUGGAAGAGGGAGAGAGGAGAGAUGGUCUGUCUGCUGCGGUACUUUAA
This is a messenger RNA of Aspergillus neoniger CBS 115656, 2475 nucleotides long. Its product is annotated as MFS general substrate transporter. Gene Ontology annotation, molecular function: transmembrane transporter activity. The record is from RefSeq and is a predicted model, not a curated record. Gene Ontology annotation, biological process: transmembrane transport. The transcript has 10 exons. Gene Ontology annotation, cellular component: membrane. Lineage: Eukaryota; Fungi; Ascomycota; Eurotiomycetes; Eurotiales; Aspergillaceae. The coding region runs from base 1 to 2475 and encodes 824 amino acids.